Achroia grisella is the source of this 10211-nucleotide messenger RNA. Its product is annotated as dystrophin, isoforms A/C/F/G/H-like. The record is from RefSeq and is a predicted model, not a curated record. Gene Ontology annotation, cellular component: plasma membrane. Gene Ontology annotation, biological process: synaptic signaling. Gene Ontology annotation, molecular function: protein binding. Bases 420 to 10211 code for a protein of 3263 amino acids. The transcript is spliced from 35 exons. Lineage: Eukaryota; Metazoa; Arthropoda; Insecta; Lepidoptera; Pyralidae.
GCCGUUCAAAUGUUUACAAGUGAAAUGUUAUAAUUGUUAGAGGAUACAUUAUUAUAUCACAUUGUGUCAGUGAUAAGAGGAAUUUAUUAGUUGGUAAUUGAACAGUUGAUUAGAAUUCAAGCUGAGCAAAAAAUAUUCAAUCAAUUUGUGAUAUUGAUAUGUAGGCUGAACACGUCAGUGUUCCGAUCGUGUUCAAGUGUGUUCAAUAUUCAUCAAGUGAACAGUGAAUAUAGUGAAACGGUGCACGCGCCGUAAGUCUGCAUCUCUCCGCGGUUACUCUGUGCAGUGUGCAGUGUGCAGUGUGCAGUGUGCAGUGCAUUGUGACGACAUGCAGGUGAAGGAUCACGUACUCCAGUGGUAUUGGUACUUAGUGCAUUGAAGGAGAUACCGGCACAACGCCGGGCGCAGCCAGCUGCAGGAUGCAGUCAGGUUCGCUGCAGACGCAGCGCAAGAUCACGUGGGUGGUUGAAGUGGGAGAGGUGCCCCAAUACGCCUUCGCCCCCUACGAGAAGCACGUGAACCAUAGCAAAUACGAAAGGGAGGAUGUCCAAAAGAAAACGUUUGCAAAAUGGAUAAACUCACAAUUAGUGAAGAACGACAAGCAGCUGGUGGGCGACCUGUUCGUGGACCUGCGCGACGGCGAGGUGCUGCUGUCGCUGCUCGAGAUACUCACCGCGCAGCAAUAUAAGCGCGAGCGCGGCCGCAUGCGCGUGCACCACAUCAACAACGUGAACACCGCGCUGCACGUGCUCGAGACCAACGGCGUCAAGCUGGUCAACAUCAGCAGCAACGACGUCGUCGACGGCAACCCCAAGCUCAUACUCGGUCUGGUAUGGAGCAUAAUCCUGCACUGGCAGGUGCACUACCACCUCAAGGACCUGAUGUCGGAGUUGCAGCAGACCAACCUGGAGAAAACAUUGUUGGCUUGGUGCCGUACCCACACACAGAACUACGCGGGCGUGGACGUGAAGAACUUCACGAGCUCGUGGUCGGACGGGCUGGCCUUCAACGCGCUGCUGCAUCGCUGGCGGCCGCAGCUGUUCGACUUCGCGGCGCUGCUGCGGAAGUCGCCCGCCGCCCGCCUCGACCACGCCUUCCACCUCGCGCACUCCCACCUCCACAUCGACCGCCUGCUGGACCCCGAGGAUGUGAACACUCCGAACCCUGACAAGAAGUCGAUCAUGACGUACCUGAUGUGCCUGUUCCAAUCGUUGCCGCACUCCAGCGAGGACGUCGCCGAAGUGGAGAGCUUGCACUCGGACCACAACACCCCGCUCGCUGAUCCCCCCACCGAAGUACGUAACGCGGGGCGCAGCCGGCCGCUGUCGACGGCGACCACCGCGUCGGGCGAGCUGGGCGGCUACGGCAGCGCGCUGGAGGAGGUGCUGGCCUGGCUGCUGGCCGCCGAGGAGGCGCUGGACGCCGCGCCGCCGCCCGCCGCCGCGCUGCCCGACCUCACCCGCCAGUUCCACGACCACGAGCGGUUCCUGCUGGAGCUGGCGGAGCACCAGACGCGCGUGGGUGGCGUGCUGGAAGAGGGUGCACGGCUGAUGAGCGACGGCGGCCUCACGCGGGACGAGGCGGCCGAGGUGCGGCUGCAGAUGCGGCUGCUCAACCAGCGCUGGGAGGAGCUGCGUCAGAGAGCCAUGCGGCGGCAGACCGACGUGCACGCCGCGCUCAUGCAGCAGCAGCAGCGCCAUCUGGACGAGUUCCGACAGUGGCUGACGCUCACCGAGGACCGCAUCUCGCGCAUGGGCCCCGGGCUGGACGCGGUGGCCGCGCUGCACGAGGACCUGGCGCGGCACCAGCCGCUGGUGGACGCGCUGGCCGACUGCGUGGUGGUGGUGGAGGACGAGGCCGCGCCCGACGACCGCGCCGCCGACAUCGAGGACCAGCUGCGCGCGCUCGGCGAGCGCUGGGCGCACGUGUGGCGCUGGACCGAGCAGCAGCGCGCCCGGCUCGCGGCCAGGGCGGCGCUCAUCGCGCGCCAGCACGACCUGCUGCGCGGCUGCCAGGACCACGAGCAGGCGCUCAAACAGAUGGAGGCGACCCCGGUGAGCGAGGUGGGCGAGGUGGUGCAGCGCAUGGAGCGGCUGCGGGCGGUGUCGCGCGCGCUGUCGCUGCAGCAGGCGGCGGCGGCCGCGCAGGGCGAGCUGGCGCUGCGGCUGGCGCGCGAGGAGCCCGGCGCCGGCGACGAGCUGGCGCCGCUGGCCGCGCGCGCCGAGGCGCUGCACGACCGGCUCGACGCGCUGCGGCUCAUCGUCGACGUGCAGGCCUCCCGGAUAAAAGAGCUCGGGUUCGAGUUCGACAUGGACGCGCCGGAGACGCCGACGGCCUCCGCCUCGCCCCCGGCCCCGCCCCCGGCCCCGGCCCCGGCCCCGGCGGCCGACGACGCGCGCUCGUCCAAGAAGAUGCGGCUGUCGUCGGACGCGGCGGCCGAGCGUGCAGACUUCCAGCUCGGGUACAAGGUGUUCGAGGCCUGGGCCGACGCCGCCGAAGCUGACUUGGACAAGUGCAAAGGAGAAUUAGAAGACAAGAGCGACAAGAGGAGGGAGAUUCCGUCGACGCUGGAGCGCAUCGAGAAGGAAAUCGAGGUACAGCGCGCGGACUUCGCGCACGUCGAGGAGAUCCAGCGGCGGCUCGCGCGCGGCGGACUGCAGGAUGAAGCGAAACAACAUGCGACCAGUAUAAACGAACUAAAGAAGCGAUGGGAAAACAUUCAAAGAACUCUGCUCGAGAUAAGAAAUACGAUGAACCUUCUAGAAGACAAAGAAAACUUUUAUAAAGUUCUAGAAACGUUCCGGAAAGAAUUGGACGAUAUCCGAGCGUGGAAGGAUAAGAUGUUAACGGAUCCGCCCACGAAUAAUCGGUUGAUACAUUUGCGGAAUAAGAUCCGUGCCGUGAAGCAGCUCGAGAUGAAACUGAAGGAACUGAAUGCACAAACUAUAAUUUUACUGACUAAAUCGCUACCGAAAACGCACAAGGACGAGAUCGAAAUAGAUUCGAAACGAAUUAACGAAGUUUACGAGGAACUGUUGACGCAGCUCAGUAACAGGGAGGUUGAGAUGAAGCUCGUUCUGAAUAAGAAACCCCGAGACCAGGAAGAUGAAUUUAAAACUCUGCAAGCCAAAAUACAGAGCAUAGAGAGUGAGAUCAUAGCGGAGCACGCUAUGGUGACGACGCGCGACGAGAUGGAGCUCAAACUGGACGAGCUAAGGAAGUUGCGGCUCGAGUUUGAUCGGCUGCAGUCCAGCUACGAUGCCGUCGUAGAGCAACGACGACAGCACUACGAGAAAGGGAGCUUGCAGGAUCUGAAUCUGCGCAGCAGUCUCGAGAACUUGGUCACCCGGUUUGGAGACUCCAAAACGUUACUGGAGCAAAAGAUAGGGAAACUAGAAAAAGGCAUGGAGAUGUUGAAGCGAAUACAGGAGGAGAAAGAAGAGCUGUCACGCUGGUUGGAUAGCGUACAGCAGUUCGUCAGCCAGCACCAGCUCGUGCCGCUGGGUGAGCUGCCGCGUCUCGAGGAGCUGCUGGAUGCCAGUAAUAAAUUUGAUGGGGAGAAAGACGCUUAUAAGUCGAAAUUGGAGGCGAUAGAAAAACUGAAGGAGACAAUACUUGAAGAUUGUGACGAUAGUGUCUCCAAAACAAUACAAGCCGACACCAAAGAGUUAAGGAGACAGUUCGAAUCCGUUACGGAAACUUCGUUCAAAUUGAACGAGAGUCUCCGUAGAGCUUUGGAGAAGACGGAAAGCGUGUUCCGGAAAAUCGGAGAGAUCGAAGAGUGGCUACAGGGCAUCGAGGAGCAGAUUCCGAAGGAAGAGGAAUGCAACAUCGGCGAUUCGGCGGAGCUCUAUCAGAUGAAAGUGCGCUACCAAACCCUCAAGGACAAGUGCGACGAAAAGACGCCGGAGUUUAGAGAUUUGAACGAAGCCAGUCACGAGGUGCUGGUGGCGGCGGGCGCGGAGGCGGAGGCGGGGGAGGGGCCGGGGGCGGCGCGGCCCGCCACGCUCGCCCGCCGCGUCACGCAGCUCAACGCGCGCUGGAGCGGCGUCACGCACGCCGUCUACGAGCGCUACAAGGUGCUGGCGGAGGCGUGGCUGGAGUCCGGGGAGCUGCGCGCGUGGCUGACGCAGGAGGCGGCGUGGCUGGACGGGCUGCAGCGCCGCCUGCGACGCUCGCCGCACGCGCCCGCAGACGCGGAGGAGAUCGCUGACGAACUAUACGACUUGGAGAACUACAUCCAGAACCACAGCGACGAGCGUCUGUCGCGCAUCCAGGACGUGGGCCGUCAGCUGGCCGACGCGCACAUCAUGCGGGGCUGGGUGCAGGCCGAGGUGGACGCCAUCACGACACGCUGGCACCAGCUGCGGGACGAGGCGGCGGCGCAGGGCGCGACGCUGGAGCGGGAGGCGCGGUCGGCGGCGCGGUCGGAGGAGUCGCUGGAGGAGGUGGCGCAGUGGCUGGACGCGCUGGAGGCGCUGAGCGCGGGCGAGCUGGGCGCCGCGCGGGCCCGGCUCGCGGCCGAGCUGGCGCCGCACCAGGCCGCCGCCCGCCGCGCCGCGCGCCAGGUGGCCGCGCACGCCGCCGCCGGCCGCCGCGCCGCCGCCGCGCGCCUCGCCGACCGCCUGCGGGCCGCGGGCCGCCGCCUGCGGGCCGCCGCCGCCGCGCUGCGGGCCGCGGGCCGCGCGGCGCCGCGCCUGGCCGCCGCCGCCGCGCGCCUGCGGGCCGUGCGCGACGACCACCACGCCGCCGAGCGCGAGCCCGCGCCAACCGACCCCGACGCGGUCAGACUCCAGCUGCGGCACUGCCUGAAAUGUUAUCGAACGCUGAGCGACAUGAAGGCGGAGGUGGAGGAGACGAUCCGCGAGGGGCGGCGCGCGGCCGAGGAGGCGAGCGAGGCGGCCGAGGGGGGCGAGGGGGGCGAGGGCGGCGAGGGCGGCGAGGGGGGCGAGGCGGCCGAGCUGACGGCGCGCGUGGACGCGCUCAAGGAGCUCUACAACCGGCUCGGGGCCGCCGUCACCGCGCGCAAGCAGCGCCUCGAGGCCGCGCUGGCCGCCGCGCGGGACCUGCAGGCCGCGCUGGCCGCGCUGCGGGCCGGGCUCGCCGCCGCCCCCGCCGCGCCCCCCGCCGCCCGCGCCCUGCACCUCUCGCGGCUCGCGGCCGUGCGCGCCCGCCUCAACGCCGCGCACCACGCGCUCGCGCCCGCCGACCCCGCCCUGCGCGCGACCGUGGCCGAGCUCAACGCGCACUGGGACCGCCUGCGACGCCCGCCCCAGAACAUUACUACACACGAACGCGUCUACGGGUACUCGAUCACACACGAACAUGUUCAUCUCGACGUGAAUGUAAAUAUACUAAAUGUAAAUAAGAGCUCCCGGUGUCGGUUCACUCACGUGUGGUGUGAAGAUCGCUUGUCUCACAACAUUAAACCAUCUCACUCCGGCGCAGACGCGUCGGGUUUUCGACGGACUCACAUCGCCCGGGAAUCAUGCUUACUCACGUUUGUCAUCGACACGGUGCUACGGGCCGACGACUCCGCCGACCCCGUCGACCCCGGAGACGCCGGUGACCCCGGUGACCUUGGUGACGCCGGUGACGUCGCCGAGUACGAGAAGGUCACGGAUACCAUCAAGAGGCGGCUCGAGAGCCCCGUCGACUCGACCGAGACGGACAAGCCUGAGUUCAAGAAGUCUAAAAUACCGCUCGCGCUGAACAGCCCCGUGCCCAUCCGGCGGGCCGUACAGGCGGCCGGCAGCGGCGCUCGCAGCUCGUCGCUGGAGCGCGCCCCCCGCCCCCCGCCGGCGCGGUCGCCCGCCUCGCCCGCCGCGCAUCAGCACAGCAGUACAUUCAAUCUCCUCACCGACAGCGAACUCUUUACACAAAUAUCCAAGAAUAAGGAGGAAGCCACCCAGAAGCCGCGGUCUGCGGAUGGAGCGUCCGCAGAUCGCGAGCCCGGCCCGGAGUCCUAUCGGAAGGUCGAGGUGAAGGCCCACGAGAUAGUGAAGGCGACGGUCGGGCCCGUGGAGCCGGUGACGACGCACCCGGACCCCGUCGAAACCGUGAUAGAGUUCAUCCCGCAGACCGUGGAGACCGUCGAGAUCGUAGACGACACCGAGACCGAGUCGGCGGACGGGGACACCGGCCACCACAGCGGCCACCACACGGGCGGCGGGCUGGGAGCGGGGCCCACCACGUUCGUGGUGGAGGUGACGCGCGCCGAGCGCCGCAUGCGGCCCACGCUCGGGAUCCUGACGCACGGCCGCGGCGCGCGCGGACCGAUGACAGUGACCAUCGAGGCGCCCGACGUGAUCCCCACCACGGGCCGCGUGGCGCCGACCACGCCGCCCGCCACGCCGCCCGCCACGCCCCCCGCCACGCCCCCCACCACCCCCGCGGAGGGCCCGUGCGCGCCGCCGUACGCGAUGUGGGCCGUGCAGAGGUCGGUGCACCGGCGGCUGUGCGGGCGGGAAGUCGACGAGUACCUCAUCCUGGACGACGUGCCCAAGGACCGCGCCGCGCUGCCGGAGCCUUCUCUCACGGGAGAAACUUUCGAAACUAGUACUGAAGUACCGAGUAAAGCGCACUAUCGACCGAUAGAUCUCGCGAAGCGGUCGAUUCGGCUGCCAGUGAUACCUCAGGAAUCUGACGUCUCGGCGCGUACUGACGAAGUAGACGAGAAGUCCACCACUGACGAAGAAAUAAUAUAUUCGGAAGUCGAAGAUACAUCUCAGGUAAACGCGGACGACGGCGAGCCUGGCGUCAGUGACCAGCCUGAACGUGGCGAGCGUGAGGAACGCGAGGAACGCGAGGAACGUGAGGAGCGUGAGGAGCGUGACGAGCGUGAGGAGCGCGAGGAAUCCGCCGAGAGUGAGGAGCGCGGCUCGCCGCUGUGGACGUCGACGCCGGUGAAGGCCGCGCACGUGGUGGCCAUGUCGCCCAAGCUGCCUGCGCGGGACCCCCACCACCUGCUCAAUGGCACGUCCGGUGCGGCGGCGGAGGGUGCGCAGGGUGAGGACGACGAGGCGGCGGUGCAGGAGUUCAGCGCGGCGGCGGAGCUGAUGGUGCGGCGCAUGGACGUGGUGCUGCUGACCCUGGCCGGCGUGGACAGCGAGCGGGACCCCGCCAAGCGGCUAGAGAUCCUGAAGAACCAGCUGGGCGCGCUGGCGCCGGACGCGGCGGCGCUGAUCUCUCGCGGAGACUCCCUCGAGUACUCGCAGCACGCCACGCACCCUCUGUCUGUCGAUUUUAUUAUACGAUUGUUUCAGGAUAAAUUGCGGAAAAAGUGGUCUAUGAUCAUGACAGAGGUAGAGAUUAAGCGUAACCAAGCCCUACAGGCGGAGGACGACGUCAAGGAGCUGACGACGUUGGUGGAAAGUCUGCAAAAAUGGCUGAAAGAGAUCGAGGACUUAAAUGAGGCGCAAGCAAUGGAGAUGCUCUUGGAACAAUUCCCGGACCACGAGGACGACGCCGAGCGUCUGCAAGAGUUGUGCGGGCGGCUGCGCGCGCGGCACGUGUCGCACGCGGAGCGGGCGGCCGCGGACGUGGCCGCCGCCUGGCGCCGCGCCGACCGCCUCCACCGCCGCGCGCUGCGGCCACCACACUCGGAGGCGGCGUCGCUGGCGCGGCUGGCGGACGCACGUGGUCGGGUGAGGGCCGCGCACAGAGCAAUGCGGGCCGCGCGCGACACAGACACAGACAAGGAGGUGGAGGCGGCGCUGAGUGAGGCGCGAGCACAGCUGGCGGCGACGGACGGCGAGCAGCACGUGGCCGUGCAGCGAGCACGUGGUCGCCUGCGGGACGCCGCCGCCGCACUCGCCGCGCAACGAUCACACACUGACAGUGAGCGGACGGACAACGAGCAAGAUGAGAAGGUAGAGAAGGAGAAGACGGAGGAGGAGAGCGCGGCGGCGGCGUGGAGGGAGAGCGCCCUCAGUCAGCUGCGGGAGGCGCGCGCGCUGCUGCUGGCCGCCGCCGCCAACGGCUCCGACCGCUCCAGCCUCGCCAUCCGCCUCACCCUCGUGCAGGUACCGCCCCCCGCCCCCGCCCCACACUGCUGCUGGCCGCCGCCGCCAACGGCUCCGACCGCUCCAGCCUCGCCAUCCGCCUCACCCUCGUGCAGGUACCGCCCCCCGCCCCCGCCCCACACUGCUGCUGGCCGCCGCCGCCAACGGCUCCGACCGCUCCAGCCUCGCCAUCCGCCUCACCCUCGUGCAGGUACCGCCCCCCGCCCCCGCCCCACACUGCUGCGGGCCGCCGCCGCCAACGGCUCCGACCGCUCCAGCCUCGCCAUCCGCCUCACACUCGUGCAGGUACCGCCCCCCGCCCCCGCCCCCGCCCCCGCCCCACACUGCUGCGGGCCGCCGCCGCCAACGGCUCCGACCGCUCCAGCCUCGCCAUCCGCCUCACCCUCGUGCAGGUACCGCCCCCCGCCCCCGCCCCACACUGCUGCUGGCCGCCGCCGCCAACGGCUCCGACCGCUCCAGCCUCGCCAUCCGCCUCACCCUCGUGCAGGUACCGCCCCCCGCCCCCGCCCCACACUGCUGCUGGCCGCCGCCGCCAACGGCUCCGACCGCUCCAGCCUCGCCAUCCGCCUCACCCUCGUGCAGGUUCGUCGUGGGGUUCCAGCCCCCACACCACCCUCUUCCACCCCUCCAGUCCCCUUUCCUAGUACAUCACCCGUUCGUGUCGUGAUGUCGCAAAGGGGCAAAGCCCCCAGGAAACCUCCUGACAGGGGAGCUCCCCGAACUGUUGUGCGUCGGGAUCUGAGGAACCCGACCAAGCUGGUCCCCGCCACUGAGCUGGGGACCUUCCACGCUCGCCCGGCAUCCAAGGGCACCCCCUCUGCCCUCGCGGGAAGCGGCAAUGAUGCCGCCGACCGGGAACCAGGCAGAGGGGAAAGAUGCGCGCAACCUGGCCCAUCUAAAAGACGCGCACCGCUGUCGCCGACCUCGCCCGCUAGAGGCGACAAACGGAGGGACUCGGGUACCGUGCGGCGAAAGCCCUCACCCCCUCCGCGCUCACCCUCCCCCCCGCCGGAUAGCGGGAGCGAGGAGGAAGGGGAAGACAGGCGUUUUUACGGCGACGUACAUGCGUCGCCUGCGACCUCGCCUGAGCCUUCGCCAGCACCCUCGCGUGUGCCCUCGCCGCCACCUCGCUCCUAUACGCUAGAUAGGGGCGAGUAUGAUGCCACGUCAUAUGCGGCACUUGAAUCGGUGCCACAAUCGCCCGAGCCGAUGCUCCCCCCCGUCCCCUCGCCGCGACGACGAACCCCGCCGUCCUUUGCGGCAGUAGUGGCAGGCCCCGCCACCCCAACCCCCGCCACCACGGCUCCAGCCCCGCAAAUGCCCUCACAGGGUAAGGUCGCCGAUACGGGCGUAGAACCCGCCACAGGGCGAGGCAAAUACCCCCCCAUAGUGGUAGAACGCCUCCCUAACUGGACGCGCCACUUCGACCAGCUCAGGCGCGUACUGGGGGAGGCACCCAACGCAAGACCCUACGGCACUGGGGUUAGAUUCCUGCCUAGGACGGACGAAGAAUUCCGUGCCGUCCAAAGGUAUUUGAUAGAGGCCAGCGAAAAGGACCCAACAAUAAGUUGGUACUUUUAUAGUCUGGCCUCCGAACUGCCCACCAAGGUGACGAUACGGGGCCUCCCCGCCGACACCCCCAAUGAGAGGAUAGUGGAGGCACUGCAGGAGAAGGGGUUCGGAGUGCGGCUAGUGCGGGGCAUACCCGCGCGUCGCGGCCGCCCCGGCUGCAUUUUCCACGCCCAACUCGACCCCAUGGACAGGGACGAGCUCACACGCUUGUACGCGACUGACGAGCUCCUGUACAUGCGGGGCGUCGUGGUUGAGGCGUGGAAGCCGGCAUCGGUGCUGCCACAAUGCCACAGAUGCCAGGCAUUCGGCCAUGCAUCGGCCAAUUGUCACCGGCCUGUAAAAUGCGUUCGCUGUGGUGGGGAGCACCCGGCGGCGAAUUGCGACAGGCCGCGUGACCAAAAGCCGACAUGUGCCAAUUGCGCAAAACCUCACACCGCCAACGACCGGAAGUGCCCGGUGUAUAAAAGAGAGGCCCGGCAGAGGGGAAUCAAACCCCGUCCCCCCGUCCCCCCGUCCCCACUGCGUCGUCGACGGCGCCCAAGGCGCAGCAACGGCGGCGCAAUAAUCCCACCGCGGCGCCUCGUACAUACGUCGCCCAGGCUCCCCCUCCCGUAA